This is a messenger RNA of Lindgomyces ingoldianus, 1605 nucleotides long. RefSeq names its product general substrate transporter. Gene Ontology annotation, molecular function: carbohydrate:proton symporter activity. Lineage: Eukaryota; Fungi; Ascomycota; Dothideomycetes; Pleosporales; Lindgomycetaceae. Gene Ontology annotation, cellular component: membrane. Gene Ontology annotation, biological process: transmembrane transport; carbohydrate transport. The transcript has 8 exons. The record is from RefSeq and is a predicted model, not a curated record. The coding region runs from base 1 to 1605 and encodes 534 amino acids.
AUGAAGAAAUUUUACGGGCUCACGGGCCUCAAGCUCAACGUUGCUAUCGCUGUUGUGGCAGGAACUGAUUUCGCGUUAUUCGGCUAUGAUCAGGGUGUUAUGGGAGGACUUCUCACACUACCAUCCUUCCUCGAGCACUUUCCCCAAAUCAACACAGCUAAUCCACCCCCUGGAAGCACCAAAAGCCAUGCAUCCAACAUCCAGGGUAUCACCGUGGGUGGAUAUACCCUCGGGUGCUUCUUCGGCGCUGUUGCAACCAUCUGGCUCGGUAAUCUUCUUGGCCGCAAACGUACCAUCAUGGUCGGAAGUUCGAUUAUGAUUGCUGGCGCGGCUAUCCAGGCUUCUUCCUUCAGUCUCGGGCAGCUUCUUCCUGGACGAUUGAUCACUGGCUUUGGUAACGGCAUGAACACAUCUACGGUCCCAACCUGGCAAGCAGAAACCUCGAAAUCGCAUCGUCGAGGGCAAAUGGUUAUGAUAGAAGGUUCGCUCAUCGUCUUCGGCGUCAUGCUAAGCUACUGGAUCGACCUUGGCUUCUCGUUCUUGGAACCCAGUACCAUUUCUUGGCGUUUUCCCAUCGCUUUUCAAAUAAUUCUUGCUAUAUUUAUCGUCUGUACAAUCCCAGGUCUUCCCGAAUCACCUCGAUGGCUGGUUCUCAAAGGCAAGGAAGACGAAGCGCUAGACGUGCUGUGUGCCCUCAACGAACUACCGCCCGAUGAUAAGAAAGUUCAAAGCGAAUUCCAGGCCGUUAAAGAUACUGUUUUCGAGAUGUCUAAGGGUGGAUUCCGCGACUGCUUUAAGAUGAACAGGAACCGUAAUUUCCAUCGUACGGCCUUAGGGUAUGUUAAUCAGAUGUUCCAGCAGAUCUCGGGGAUUAAUAUCAUCACGUAUUACGCGGCUACAAUCUUCGAACAAAAUAUUGGUCUCUCUGGUUUCCUCAGUCGCUUGCUCGCUGCAUGCAACGGCACCGAGUACUUCAUGGCAUCUUGGAUUGCUAUCUUCACAAUCGAAAGAUUUGGUCGGCGCUCGCUCAUGAUGUUUGGGGCCGCUGGGCAAGCUUUUUCAAUGGCCGUGCUAGCUGGUACUACCAGCCGUGUCAGUCACAGCUUAGGGAUUACCGCCGCCGUAUUCCUUUUCGUAUUCAAUUCCUUCUUCGCCAUCGGAUGGCUAGGAAUGACAUGGUUAUAUCCCGCCGAAAUCACACCACUCAGCAUCCGCGCCCCAGCCAACGCAAUCUCAACCACCGCAAACUGGAUCUUUAACUUCAUGGUCGUAAUGGUCACCCCAGUCGCCUUCGCUAACAUCGGAUACAAGACGUACAUAAUCUUCGCCGUAAUAAAUGCUUUUAUGGUUCCCUCCGUCUACUUUUUCUUCCCAGAAACUGCCUACCGCUCGUUGGAAGAAAUGGACGAGAUUUUCCACAAGACGACGAACCCGUUCAAUGUGGUUAAGAUUGCGUAUGAGAUACCGCACCGCUUUGGCAAGAAUGGAGAGCUGCUGAUCAGCUAUAAUGAGACGGAGGAGGCGCAGAUUUAUGCUGAGAGGAGACGGAGUAGUAUUGCGAGGGAAGAUGUGGCGAAGGCGGCGAUGGAACAUAGAGGUGGUUAA